Rhopilema esculentum is the source of this 2978-nucleotide messenger RNA. Its product is annotated as TBC1 domain family member 22B. Gene Ontology annotation, biological process: activation of GTPase activity. Gene Ontology annotation, molecular function: GTPase activator activity. NCBI's taxonomy places the organism in Eukaryota, Metazoa, Cnidaria, Scyphozoa, Rhizostomeae, Rhizostomatidae. The record is from RefSeq and is a predicted model, not a curated record.
UGCUCCUCAAACUCAAAUCGGAAAAUGUCUGAAUAAUGGCGACUGGUAUUUGUGAUUGUUACGAAGUAUGAAAGAAUUUCACGUUGAGAUGUUGUAUCAACAGCAAUUGUGAUGUAAUUACAAAAAAAUAUGAGUGAAACAGCAAAAGAACGGGUUUUGACUGUUGGAGCCAGGUUUACUUCAUUAGAACAUACCAACCAAUUGAAACCAACAGUAUCUGAAGAACAGAGGAAAGGCACAACACAACCCCAAACAACUAAAGUAGCAUUUUGGAAGAAAGGCACUGGGGCAAGUAAGGUGCCAGGGAGAGCUGUUUAUGGAGCACAGCACCCACCACUGCACAUUACUGAUGGUGCUCUUCUUGAAAGCAUAAGCAAGAAUGCCAAAGCAAGAAACAAGAAGCAACUAUCAUAUCAAGAAUUUGAGGGAUCAACAGUUGAUGCUUGGGAGGAUGAUGAAGAUGAAAUUAUAAAACUGAGCCAGUCUCCUAGUCAUGAAUCUUAUGAAGCACCAGUGGCAAAACCCCAGGAGUCAUCACCGGCAAGGUCAAGCAGCACAAGGAAGAUAGACUCGCCAUCUCACCGAUUCAAAGAGGAGUCUGGAGACCGUGGAAGUGUUGGUAGCGCCACAACCAAAAGCCGACAGCCCAAGGCAUCUGCCAGAAAUGAAAAUAAGCCUUUGAAGAAUUCCAUCAAAGUCAAGCAAGCAAUUGUUUCAAAAUUAUCUGAGACAAUUGGUGAGAAUGUUAAUUGCUUUGGUGUUGCCAAAGCAACGAAAAACAGAUUCUCCCCACCCCCCUCCGCCUCGCCAGAACCAGCUGAGAUAAUGCAACCACCCACACCACAUUCGCCAAUAAGGCAAGUGAAGGCUGAACUUCAAGAUCAAGAGAGUGCUCGUCUUGAAAGAUUUGGGAAGCUUCUUGCUGGUCCGACAACUGAUAUGGAUCAACUCCAGAAACUCAGUUGGAAUGGAAUCCCAAAUUCAGUUAGGCCGAGCACUUGGCGCUUGCUGUCUGGCUACCUCCCUCCAAGCAUCGAUCGCAGGCAAUCGACAUUAGAGCGAAAACGACAAGAAUACUCAAAUUUUGUCGCACAAUAUUACCCUACACGAUUUGAUGAACUAAAUCAAGAGACAUAUAGACAGAUCAGUAUCGACAUCCCACGGACCAAUCCGUUAAUACCAAUAUUUCAGCAACGGGUUGUACAAGAGAUAUUUGAACGUGUUCUGUAUAUAUGGGCAAUUCGACAUCCCGCCAGUGGAUAUGUCCAAGGAAUUAAUGAUUUGGUUGUUCCAUUUUUCAUCACGUUUUUAUCGGAGCACUUAGAUGAAGAAGUCGAGACUUACGAUAUUAACAGAGUUCCCAAGGGCAUUUUGGAUUCAGUCGAAGCAGACACAUUUUGGUGCGUAACAAAGCUGCUGAAUGGAAUUCAGGACAACUACACGUUUGCACAACCAGGCAUUCAACACAAAAUCAACGCACUUAGUGACCUUGUCAGCCGAAUUGAUGGGCCUUUGCAUAAACACAUUCGAGAAUACAAUAUCGACUAUUUACAAUUUGCUUUUCGAUGGAUGAACAACCUCCUUAUGAGAGAGUUGUCUUUGCGAUGUCUAAUUCGACUUUGGGAUACAUAUUGGGCUGAGCCCGACGGAUUCGCAAUCUUUCAUCUCUACGUCUGUGCUGCUCUGCUCACGCGGUUUUCCAAGGAAAUUUCGCACAUGUUUGAUUUCCAGACAAUCAUGCGUUUUCUGCAAGACCUCCCAACCCGAAGCUGGACUGAAGAGGACAUUGCUGUUAUUGUUGCUGAAGCAUACAGACUGAAAUUCGUGUUUGGUGACGCACCAAAACAUUUGAAAUCAAGUAGCAGCCUGAGAUAACAGUUUUUAGGCAACUCUUGUUUAUAACAUGUUCAUAUUUGCGAUUAAUAUCAAUUCUUGUAUACGAUAUUGUUUUGAAUGCAUAUUGGUAAAAAGGCCUAGAAUUAGGACUUACUGAUAAAUCUAGGGAAAACAAAGAGCUUUGGAAAAGUUUUUGAUAUCUUUUUAUCCCGAAUAUAUAACCUUAUAGAAUGAAUCUCUGGGAGGUAAGAUUUUAGAUGUAUAGCUAUUAUCCAAAAUUUGCAUACCGAUAUCUAAUUUGCGUUUCCCCUAAAUCCGAAUAACAGAAACCGUAAACUAUUAUAAUAUUAUAAACUAAACGUUUAUUACCUUUUUGGUUGAAAUCAUUGAAGAAAUUGAGGUAGAAUUAAGAUCAUAUUGAUCAAGGGUUUUAGCAAAGAAUUCGUCAGCUGCAAUGGUCACUAUCUUUUCUUAACAUAGAAUUUAGAUUGAUUUUCAACUUGUUUCUAGAAUUAUUCCCUAUUAUUCUGAGCUCUUUUGAGAUUGAUAUAGAAAGAUAGUCGAUUAGAUAUUUCAUAGAAACGGGUUUUAUGAUUAUGUUUGUAGCUCCGUUUUGUAGCUUAAAGAAAGAUUACAUUCUUUUUUUAUAAGAACAAUUUUAUAAGAACACGAGCCUCAAAACUGGUCAAAAGUUAAGAACAAAUUAAGAACAAGCUGAGGCUGAGAUUCUGCAAAAUGCAAUUUUGAACAACGUUUUUUCGCGAAAUCGAGGAUUUUUAGCGAUGUGUGGGUGCUUUUUCGGUGAAUAUUCAAAUUUGUCAGCAAAUUUAGGCUGUCUCACUCACUCUGUUGGCAAAUGAGGCCUGAACACCUCCUUAGAGCGAAAAAGCUAGCAAUAGCACUGCUUACACCCUCUUAAUUUAAGAACAAAUUAAGAACAAUCCAGCCUCAGAUUUUCAGAAAAAUUAAGAACAGUCAGCCUGAACUUAAAUUUACUGGUUCUUAUAAAAAAAGAGUGUAAUGCAUCAAGGGUGAACACAUUGCUUCAGACCAUUUGUACCUGUAUGGAUUGAAAAUAUUAUUCCAACCUCUUUUUGUUGAUUUUUCGUAGGCAUUUUCUACAUACCUGUUCGGGGAACUAA